Molecule: messenger RNA, 1912 nt
Organism: Prorocentrum cordatum
Lineage: Eukaryota; Dinophyceae; Prorocentrales; Prorocentraceae
Source: the annotation of a GenBank genome assembly
GCCAUUUUGGCUCAAGCCGUUCCCUGUUCUGCUCGCUCUCGUUUUGGGCCCUGCGGGAGGCCGCAGAGUUCGGGCGCUUGGGGAGAUGGCUACGGUCGGCUGCCAAGCUGCCCCUGUGGCGGCCGAGCAGCCUCGGCAGGCGGGAGGGGCCGCGGCUUCUCUCUAGCCAGCGCGCCGCGCCCGCCAGUGCGCUGCGCGCAGUGCUGCCCAAGGGAAGCUGGCGGCUGCCUUGGCGAGAGUCGCGACGCUCGAGGCCGAGCUCGCCGACUGCCGCGCGGUGCGCGGGGAGGCGGCGGCGCAGGCCGUGCGGAUCGCGGCUCUUCCGCUCGGCAGCCAACAGGUCCCCGACGACGUCCUGGUCCAGGAGCUCUCGACGCGUCUGGCCCUGGCCGUGCCUGUGCUGAUGGACAUGCUCGUCGACCGCCGCGCAGCUGCAGUUGGCGCCGCUGUCCCUCGCGCUGCCCCCGCCGCGCCGCCCCCCUGUGGCGGCAGCAGCGGGGCGCAGUGUGGCACGCUCGGCGCGGACGUCAGCGACGAGCUUACAUCGUCGCUCACUGUUGAUGGGGCCGCUUCCUCGGGAGCAUGCAGGCGCGCUUCGCCGCUGGCCACCGCCAGGCGGAAUGCUGGCAUGCAUUGCGCUUCGAGGAGGGGCGCAUCAAUUGCGAAGAUGAGGUUGACAUCGCUCAACCGACUGCAGCGUAGCGGUCCAGGUUGUCGAUCUCGGCAAGGACGCGAUGCUGGUGGUCGCGGUCGUGCUGCUCUUCCUCAGCUUCGCCCUGCAGGUGCAGCGGUUCCACGCCGCCGCGUGCCUGCCCAGCGCUCGGCGGCCGAGGGAGUGGAGACGGGCUGGUGUGUGGCUCGCAGGCGCGGGCGCAGCCUGCCCGCUGGCGCGUCCUUCGUGCUCGCCGAGCUCGUGCGCAGAGCGGGUCAUCCCACUGCGGCCCCGCUGGCUUCUGGGCCGCUUUGGUGGCACGCUGGCGUCGAGGGAUUGGAUGACUCGGCCUUGGCAAGGCCUGAGAGCAGCGGCGGCUUCGGCGAGCAACCUGCCCCUCGGCCUUCUGAAGGUGGUGCGGUUCAUCCUCGUCGCCUCCCUGAUCCUGGUGCGGCGUGUAGCACUGCCUGCACCUCCUCGCCUGCUGCUUUCGCGGACCCCUCGAUCGUCACGGCGUACUUGCUGGCCAACGAGUCUGCCGUCCUCAGCGGUGGCAGCGAGAGGGCCGCUGGCGACAUCGACGGCGAGUUCAGCAUGCAGGAGGUCGGCUCCCGCAACCAGGACGGCGACAGGUCCUUGGCCUCGGAUGCCGUGGCGCACGACGGCUUCGACCUCUCCCCGCACCUCGGCACGGACGACGGCGUGGAGGCGGCUAGGCCCCAGCGCAACGGCGGCAGGAGCCUGGACGACGACGCCCUCAUCACUUCGUCUCCCUCGGACUCCUGCUCCUGCUCUGGCGGCGGGGGGAUCGAUGAGGAGGUCGGCGUGGGCGGCGUCGGUGACGGCUGCACGCUCCACGGCUCGGAGACGGUGGCGCGCCAGGAGCCCGCGCGUGGGCCCAAGAGGCUCCUGGCUCUGCGCCGCCACGUCUUCGCUGGAUGCGUGGCCCUCACGGUUGACCGCGACAUUCGGAGGCCGGGCUGGCAGGGCGCAGGCGGCGACGACGCCCCUCCAGCUCCCUCAGCCUCCGAGCGAGAAGCUGGGCGCCUCUGGCUCCGCGACACGUUCGGGCCUGGCUCCCCGUGGAGGACGUGGGCCAGGCAGGAGCGGCGGCGGAGGCGCGAGGCUCAGCUCCAGCAGUAGGCGGCGGUCGACGCUUUCUCUCUGGCGAGCGUGCUCUGCGGUGCAGUCAGCCUCGCUUGCCUUGCUUGACGGCAUCUGAAUUUGUCUGUGCAUGAUAAGCCCCAGGGUGAUAGGAUA